Messenger RNA from Maudiozyma saulgeensis, 1047 nucleotides. Lineage: Eukaryota; Fungi; Ascomycota; Saccharomycetes; Saccharomycetales; Saccharomycetaceae. The record is from the annotation of a GenBank genome assembly.
AUGAGUAAGACUACUAAAGAACAAUCUGCUACAGAAAAGGACAAAUUGUCCCAAUCAGAACAACAUUAUUUCACUUCCUAUGAUCAUUUUGGGAUCCAUGAAGAAAUGCUGCAAGAUACUGUUCGUACAUUAUCUUAUAGAAAUGCUAUUGUACAAAAUAAAGAUAUGUUCAAGGAUAAAAUUGUUUUAGAUGUUGGUUGUGGUACUGGUAUCUUAUCCAUGUUUGCCGCUAAAAACGGUGCUAAACAUGUCAUUGGUGUCGAUAUGUCAAGUAUUAUCGAAAUGGCACAAAAAAUCGUUGAUAUUAAUGGGUUUUCUGAUAAAAUUACACUAUUACGUGGUAAAUUAGAAGAUAUUGUUUUACCUUACCAAAAAGUUGAUAUUAUUGUAUCAGAAUGGAUGGGUUACUUCUUAUUAUACGAAUCCAUGUUAGACACUGUGCUUUAUGCUCGUGAUCGUUAUUUAGCACCAGGUGGUCUUAUCUUCCCAGAUAAAUGUUCUAUUCAUUUGGCUGGGUUAGAAGAUUCUGAAUAUAAACAUCAAAAAUUAGAUUAUUGGCAAGAUGUUUAUGGAUUCGACUAUACUCCAUUUAUCCCACUUGUCAUGAAGGAACCAAUUGUUGAUACUGUAGAGAGUAGCUUAAUUAAUACUACAAGAACUAAGAUUAUUGAUUUCGAUUUAAAUACCGUCACUUUAGAAGAUUUAAAAUUUAAUGUUCCAUUCAAGUUACAAGCAAAGAGACAAGAUACUAUCAAUGGUCUUAUCGCUUGGUUUGAUAAUGUUUUCCCAGCUCCAAAGGGUCAAAAACCAAUAGAAUUCUCUACAGGACCUUAUGCAGCUUAUACUCAUUGGAAACAAACCGUUUUCUAUUUAGAAGAUGAUUUAGAAUGUGAAAAGGGUGAUAUCUUAGAAGGUACUUUAUUCUGUGCUCCAAAUGGUAAAAACAAUAGAGACCUUGAUGUUAAGAUCAAAUAUGAUUUCAAAGCUGGAGGUGUUGAUGGUAAAGAAAGAUCGGUUAAGAAUGAAAAUACUUAUUUGAUGCAUUGA